CUGUCAUCGUUUUGGCCACUUUUGGCACUUAAGCAACAUUUUUCAGCCAUGGAGGCAUCAUGGGGGCACCAGGGGGGAGAGGGGUUCUAAUAUUCUGUUUAUGUGUUGACACACAUGCUGUGAUCCGUGACGUCAUCAUCUGUCAUUCCAACAGAAACUUCCUCCAUUCUUGAGAAUAUCAUAGACUACUCACCUUGAUAAUACGUCUCUGCUUCUCACAUAAUUAUCAGACGGUCCAAGGGCCCAGAGACCUGACAGUAGAGACACAGUACAGUUCUGUCUCUACGAUGGACCAAACCACCAGGAUUGCAGCUCUGUCAUCAAUACCUCAUGACGUACAGCUGCCCUGGAUCAGAACCGCUGGCCGUAUACACUGAACACUGCUGCACAACCUUGACUGACCUGCAGCCUGGUACCCAGUACACUGUUGGAGUCUACACCGUGUUGACAACAGGGGAGCAGAGUGAAGCUGUGUCUAAAACCAUCUUCACCAGAGUUCCACCCCCAGCUGACUUGACCAUAGAGCAGGUACAGCCCUCCUCUGUGACCCUGCGCUGGACCAAGCCUGGAAGAAUGGAAACAAUCCCACAUCACUUCCUCAUAACCUACACCAGCCCAGUGUAGCGGGGUUUGCUCGUUUAAAGAUAGAAAUACUUAAUUUAUCAUAAAGUCUGGGGCACCACCCUAAUAUUGGUUUAGGACAUUAGGGAAGCUGAUCACUAUAAAGUUGAAUCUCAGGAGAAGCUUGGCGACGUCCUUGGAACGCCAAUCCUGAUGGCGUUCAUGCCAUGGUCGGUUUCGCUGGAGUCCGAGAUUGAUGGUCAUCUUAGGGCUUUAUACAGUUCGAGGGAGGACCCGUCUGGGGUCAGAUGUGGAUUGGGGGAAGCUGGGUUCUCAACUCCCCCCUCCUUCCUUCACACCUACCAAAGGUGUGAUCUGAUCUCUGGCUGGUUCAUUCGAUUGGUUCAAAUAUUGUUCUGGACAUCUUGGUACAGUUACAAAAUAUAGUUGAAUGAUUGUUUUAUUAUGAUAGCUUCGUGUAGAUACCAAGAAUGACGUGGUUAUCUUUCAGGAAGAAGGAGUUGUUACUAGAAUCAAGAUUUCAGUGAACACAACAUUAAAACAAAGUAACAAACAUAACACAAAUAUCCCUCUCAUAAUUCUCCACCUUGUACUCUUGUGGUAAAGGUGAAGUCUCAAGACUUUCCUCAAAAGUUCUGAUCAAGGUAUGUUCUUUGUUCAAAUCGCCGCCGAAACGGAUAGCAAAUGGUCGCUGGAGACGUGUUGUCUAAAUCAGGCCCUUUGAAGCUUGCAAGCUAGCAGGAGGGCUGAUUAGGUAGAUUGGGGAGGUCGUCCCCCCCCAUUCUAUGGUUCCUUUGCAUCGGCGUUUGGUGGGUAAUCAGCAUACUGAGGGUGUCACAAGGGCUGAUUAGGUUUGUCUGAUGUGAUUGAAUCACUCUUCAGGUGUGGCAAGAUGUUGGCUCCGUGUGGUCUUGUGGACCUCACUACAGUACUGUAGAAGAACUAGGUAGGAGGAGCAUUGUUACCUCAACUCACUAAAGAGAAACUGAAGUAUACAGACUUACAGUACCUCAGCACUGAACAGACGCACAUAACAAAAAUCUGUUUCUUCUCUAAGUAUCCACCAGUUAGAGAGAAUAUCAAGAUUAACAUAUACAGUGUAGAAAUGGCUUCUUGCAGCAGUCUCCUGACUGAAGAGCAAUUCCUGUGUUCUAUCUGUCUGGAUGUGUUCACUGAUCCUGUCUCUACUCCAUGUGGACACAACUUCUGCAAAGCCUGUAUCACCAAUUACUGGGACAACUGUGACCUGUGUCAAUGUCCCAUGUGCAAGGAUAAGUUCAAUAGGAGACCUGAGCUUCGUGUCAACACUUUCAUCUCUGAGAUGGCUGCUCGGUUCAUGAAGUCAGUGAAAGGUAAACCCAACAGCCAAUACCUACGACCAGCCAGAUCUGGAGAAGUGUCAUGUGACUACUGCACAGGUACCAAGCUCAAGGCCCUGAAGUCCUGUCUGGUGUGUCUGGUCUCUUACUGUGAGACUCACCUGGAGCCUCAUCAAAGAAUUGCAGCCUUGAAAAAACACAAGCUGGUCGACCCUGUGCAGAACCUGGAGGACAGGAUGUGUCAGAAGCAUGAGAGACCCCUGGAGCUGUUCUGUAGGACUGACCAGGAGGACAACCUGGACCCGGAGCUGAAGAACCGGUUUGACAACUGUGGCAUCCCUGAGAUCAACAACGCCCAGGUCAACAACAUUGUGCACUCCUCCUUUACCAAGAAGGAGAACAAGGUGAAGGGCAAGAAGAAGAAGAAGAAGAAGAGACAGACCAAGGCUGACAUCGGCACACCAACCAAUUUCCAGCACAUUGGACAUGUAGGCUGGGACCCCAACACGGGCUUUGAUUUGAACAACCUGGACCCAGAGCUGAAGAACCUGUUUGACAUGUGUGGCAUCUCGGAGGCCCAGCUGAAGGACAAGGAGACCUCCAAGGUCAUCUACGACUUCAUUGAGGAGAAGGGGGGAGUGGAGGCGGUCAAGAACGAACUCCAUAAAGACGGUUACCACCAGAUACCACCACCGAACGUUCACGAAGAGCUGCCUCGGAGACAUUAACUAACUGGGCUUUGAGUUUGAGUCUCAAUACACUGGAAAUGUACUGUGUUAUUGAUUUCAAAAGACCUACCCACUUAAAAUAAGGAGCCAUCCAUAAAAAGUUCAAUAAUAAAAAAAGAUUAGCAGGUAUGUACCUGAAAAGGUGAUGUCCGAAUAAAAAUGGAAAAUAAAGUUUUUGGGGGGGAAAUGUGAUAAGAACAUUC
Osmerus eperlanus (European smelt) is the source of this 2832-nucleotide messenger RNA. Its product is annotated as tripartite motif-containing protein 12A-like. Gene Ontology annotation, biological process: actin filament organization. The record is from RefSeq and is a predicted model, not a curated record. Bases 1688 to 2629 code for a protein of 313 amino acids. Lineage: Eukaryota; Metazoa; Chordata; Actinopteri; Osmeriformes; Osmeridae. The transcript has 8 exons.